AUGGCGGACGCCAACCGUGGCGUCACCGCCGCUGGAAGCCCAAGGGGGCCCAGCAAACCGGCCGGGUGCCCGUCGCUGACGGGCAGGGCCGGGAGGGGGGUUUUUGGGAGGGGGGGGACCCAUCCCAGCCAUGGUGCUGGGGGGUCGGGGCGGCUCGUUGAGGGAGUCGCAGAGGCCGAGACGUUUCGUCGAGGCAGGGAGCUGAGGUGGGAGCAGCUCGGGGAGCAAAGAAGGAGUGCAGUGCCUCCUUCCCCCACUGCAAAGGAGGAUGGUCAUUCCCUCCAGGCGGAUGGACAUUCCCGCCCCCCCUCAAAGGAGGAUGGACAUUCCCUCCUGGCGGACGGUCAUUCCCGCCAAACCGGUGUCCCCAUCCCAGCCUUUUCGGAGGCUGGGAUCUCGAAGAACUCGCGGAUGGAUUCCGCUUAUGCGGAGUUCAUCCGCGAGUUCUUCGAGGACACCAGGACCAAGCCUCGGGACGAGACUUGGAUCCACCCAAGGUUCCGACGGAACCUUCCAGUCCCACCCGCCGAGCCCGUCGACGCUGCCGUCCCAUAUAAUAAGGCAGAAGAGGAGGAGGCCCAACGAUCGGCGAGGGGACUUAAUCCGUCCGCCAAGCCGUUCGUCCCGGGGCAGUAUGGCUCCAUCCCACCGCCGGCUCCUUUGUCCCCUGAGGUCAGGGGAAGGCCCAAGUUUGGGCACCACCAAGAGGGUGUCUCCGGACACCCCGCCUACCGACAGAGGCAGGCCAUUGACAAGAGCGAGUACAAGUUUUCCCCACAUGCACGAAACUUCGUACCCUCUCGAGAAUUGCCAGUCGGGAACGGUGAACCCGAACAAGCCGGGGAGGAGCUCGCCAAGGUCGAGCAAAAGGCCAGGAAGAAGGUCGAGGGGGGCGCUGCAGCUACGAAGGGUGAACCUUUCAAGAGCUGCACCCUCUACAUACUCCAUCACGCCUACGAUGUGGGAGCGGAGUAUGAGGAUGUUCACCAGGUCUAUGCUCGCAGAUACGGUGGGGAAGAGAAGGCAGCUGAGGAAGUCAUCAAGGCCGUCCUGAAGGAUGCUAAAUACUUACUCGCCGAGAAAUACGAGGAAAGUGAUAUGGUCGCCGGAGGAAUUGGUGGGUCUGGCAUUCUCAAGCACAAAAAGCUCAACGAGAAGAUGAAGAAGCUCUUGAAUGAGUUCCUGACUGAAGCAAAGAGAUUCUUCCCCCGUCGAGUUAACCAAGUCACGCUGGGUCUUCGCGAACAAGCCGAUUGGCAGGCAAUUCAAAAGCGAGAUAUAAAAUUUAGUCAAGCUGAGAAAUGCACCGAUAUUGAGAUCGAGAUCAUGGAAGCGGGACUUUCUACCCUCGAGAAUACCGGCAGGUACAAGAAGAAGGAGGAAAAAAUUCGUGGCAUCCAGGGCCUUCAUCAACAUCUCAAGGAGCUCCGGGAACGACAAUCUAAGCUUAGACGAGAAACUAAGAAGAUUCUCGAUGAGAUGACUAGACAAAGGGCUGCCAUGUUUGUUAGGUGCUCUAGCAACUCAGGUAUUGUCACCGGAUCUACCAUGACCUACGUUGACGAAGCUGGGGAGCAGAUGACGAGCUUGCUCAAGAAGUAUCGUGCAAAGCCAAAUGAGCAACAGAACCAACUGGACCUUGAAGCAAUUGUUGAGACUGCUAUGAAAGGUCCUGGUGCUCUUACCUUGGGACUGAUCGAUAGUGAAGAUGACGAUGGCGGUGUCAAGCUUUCUCCUGACGAAGCCAGGAGCUGGUGGUGA
Molecule: messenger RNA, 1761 nt
Organism: Orbilia oligospora ATCC 24927
Lineage: Eukaryota; Fungi; Ascomycota; Orbiliomycetes; Orbiliales; Orbiliaceae
Exons: 2
Coding region: 1-1761 (586 amino acids)
Source: RefSeq, a predicted model, not a curated record